AUGGCAGUACCUACGGUCAAGCUAAGCAGUGGAUAUGAAAUGCCUCUUGUGGGGUUCGGCCUGUGGAAGGUGAAGAAUGAUACCUGCGCCGACCAGAUCUACAAUGCUAUCAAGGCCGGCUACCGCUGCUUUGACGGUGCCUGCGACUACGGUAACGAAGUCGAGGCUGGCCAGGGCGUAGCCCGCGCCAUUAAAGACGGACUCGUGAAGCGCGAAGAGCUCUUCAUCGUCUCCAAGCUCUGGAACAGCUUUCACGAAGGUGACAAAGUCGAACCGAUCUGCCGCAAACAGCUCGCCGACUGGGGCGUGGACUACUUCGAUCUGUACAUCGUGCACUUCCCGGUGGCCCUGAAAUACGUCGACCCGAGCGUGCGCUACCCGCCCGGCUGGACGUCAGCCGACGACAAGAUCGAGCUGGCCAAUGCCCCGAUCCACGAGACUUGGGCUGCCAUGGAGUCCCUCGUGGACAAGAAGCUCGCGCGCAGCAUUGGCGUCAGUAACUUCAGCUCCCAGCUCUUGAUGGACCUGCUGCGCUACGCGCGGGUGCGUCCCGCCACUCUCCAAAUCGAGCACCACCCUUACCUGACGCAAACGCGACUGGUGGAGUAUGCGCAGAAGCAAGGGAUUGCCGUGACUGCGUAUUCGUCUUUUGGUCCCUUGAGCUUCCUCGAGCUUGAAUUGAAGCAUGCGCGGGAUACCCCUCCGUUGUUUGAGCAUCCGGUUAUCAAGGGCCUUGCGGAGAAGUAUAGUCGGACGCCGGCGCAGGUGCUGCUGCGGUGGGCUACCCAGCGCAACAUUGCGGUCAUCCCUAAGAGUAACGACCCAACUCGGUUGGCACAGAACUUGCAGGUCACCGAUUUUGACCUGGAGAAGAGCGAACUCGAGGCUAUCAGCGCGCUAGACAAGGGUUUACGAUUCAAUGAUCCUGUUGCGUACGGCAUGGACAUUCCCAUUUUCUAG
Penicillium chermesinum is the source of this 960-nucleotide messenger RNA. RefSeq lists its product as uncharacterized. Gene Ontology annotation, cellular component: cytosol. Bases 1 to 960 code for a protein of 319 amino acids. Gene Ontology annotation, biological process: D-xylose catabolic process. Gene Ontology annotation, molecular function: D-xylose reductase (NADPH) activity. NCBI's taxonomy places the organism in Eukaryota, Fungi, Ascomycota, Eurotiomycetes, Eurotiales, Aspergillaceae. The transcript has 3 exons. The record is from RefSeq and is a predicted model, not a curated record.